Molecule: messenger RNA, 696 nt
Organism: Volvox carteri f. nagariensis
Lineage: Eukaryota; Viridiplantae; Chlorophyta; Chlorophyceae; Chlamydomonadales; Volvocaceae
Exons: 7
Coding region: 1-696 (231 amino acids)
Biological process (GO): L-serine biosynthetic process; dephosphorylation
Cellular component (GO): cytoplasm
Molecular function (GO): L-phosphoserine phosphatase activity; magnesium ion binding
Source: RefSeq, a predicted model, not a curated record
AUGACGCGCUUGCAGCUUAACGCGCUGUUUCAUCCGCAGGCUGUAUGCUUCGAUGUCGACAGCACGUUUUGCGAGGACGAGUCCAUCGAUGAGCUGGCAGCAUAUCUUGGCGUUGGGGAGCAGGUGGCAGCCUUAACGGCAAGGCAGGUCGUUGUUGACUCGGUGGCCAUGGGCGGCUCUGUUGAGUUCAAGGAGGCCCUCCGUACCCGUCUGGGGGUCAUGAAACCCAGAAGGGCGGAUGUGGAGCACUUCUUGAGGGACCACCCGCACCGAGUCACCCCGGGCAUCCCCGAGUUGGUGGCUCUCCUGCGGUCCCGGGGUCAGGAGGUGUUCCUGGUGUCGGGGGGCUUCCGACAGAUCAUCCACCCCCUCGCCGAGUCUCUAGGGAUACCGCUGUCCCACGUGUUUGCGAACUCCAUCUUGUUUGAUUCCGAGGGGAAUUACGCGGGGUUCGACGAGAGCGAGUUCACGUGUCGCAGCGGGGGAAAGCCGGCGGCGAUUCGCCAUAUCAAGGACAAGUACGGGUACGACAGUAUUGUAAUGGUGGGCGACGGCGCCACUGAUUUGGAGGCCAGGUCUGAAGGAGCAGCGACCGUGUUUGUUGGGUACGGUGGCGUUGUCGUACGCAAGAACAUCGCAGAGAAGGCGGACUGGUACAUCCUGGAUAUCCAGCAGCUCAUCGACGUGCUCAAGUAA